CGAAGACGACAUCAGAACAGGCCCCUACAGCAUCGCUUCACCCAGUAGCAUCUACUCGUCUCGCCACUCGCUGGUCCCGGCCUCCAGCGAGUCCCUCUCUCCUCGAGAUGCCCUCGUUCCUCGCCGACGACGACAACUCGAAUCUCUUCUCGACCAACCCCGACAUCCUCAACCUUGACCCGAACAACCAGUUCGGCCUCGCGACCACCAAGGAGAGGGUGAACGCGGGCUCCAUCCGCCAUAGCCGCUCCGACACCAUCAAUGAGAGCUUCGACGAGAGCUCCAUCUCGUCCACUCACGCCUCGGACGUCUCCGAAUCUACCCCGACGCCUAUGAAUGGCAACGGCACGCGGCCCACGAGCAUGAGCUCCCUCUCCAAUGGCCAGUCCGUCUCCGCUUCCACAACACAGUCCCGCCAGGAUGACCUCGCCUACCGACAAAAGCCUCUUCCCAACCCCAACGGAAUGACGUCCCUCGUCGAUCGUACCCUUCCCCGUCUGCCGAACGACGCCAAUGGUUCAUAUUCAACCAUGCCUUCGACCCAGAACUACGAUACCUCGAAACCUCUCCCGAUGGGCCCUCAAUCUGAGUUCGCGGAGAAGGUCCCAAGCAGGAGUUUCGAUGGCACCUAUACGACCACGCCAACGGCGCCUGCGACAGCCGAUCCUACACAACCUCGCGCCUAUGCCUCUGGUCACCGAUUAUCCUCUCCGCCCAUCUACACCGGCAACACAGCCACUUUGUCGGGACAUCUUCAGCCAACACCUCCACCGCUCAAGCAGAGACACACUCUCGAAGUACCGAAGCUAGCGCCAGGUCGUCCCUCCAAAGAUUUAGAUACAGCCCAGGCCAGUGGCCGAUUCUCCCCUACCAAUGCCGGCCCGUCAACACGACGCGCGUCUCUGAGUCUUGGUCGAAGACCUACCAGGUCGAUGCAGUCGGAUGGGCCCCGGGAUGAGAUUGUGCCAGAUGAAGAUGCCAUUCGCUGGGCGGAGGCGUACCGACAGAAGAGGGCCAGCAAACGCAAGCGCAAGGAAGAGGAGGAUACCGACCGAGUCCUCGUGGGUACCAUGGUUGAUGAGAGCCACGCCAACUGGGUCACAGCCUACAACAUGUUGACGGGUAUCCGAGUGUCAGUGUCGAGGACAAACGCCAAACUCGACCGGGAUUUGACCGAUGCCGACUUUGAAACUAAGCAAAAGUCGACGUUUGAUAUUGCCGGUAACGAAAUGAUUCCCUCAGCCAAGUACGACUUCAAGUUCAAGGAUUAUGCCCCUUGGGUUUUCCGUCGUCUACGAACGCUGUUCCGUCUUGACCCUGCCGAUUACCUCAUGUCCCUGACGGGCAAAUAUAUCCUCUCGGAGCUUGGCUCGCCCGGCAAGAGCGGUAGCUUCUUUUACUUCUCCCGAGACUACAAGUACAUCAUCAAGACGAUUCACCACGCCGAGCACAAGUUCCUGCGCAAGAUCCUCAAGGACUACUACUCGCACGUCGAGGCAAACCCCAACACGCUCCUUUCGCAGUUCUACGGCCUGCACCGCGUCAAGAUGCCUUAUGGCAAGAAGAUUCACUUUGUCGUCAUGAACAACCUGUUCCCGCCACACCGCGAUAUCCACACCACCUUCGACCUCAAGGGCUCGACUAUUGGUCGAGACUAUCGGGAGGAGGAUCUGGAGAAGAACCCGCGAGCGACACUGAAGGAUCUGAACUGGAUGAGGCGGCAGCGGAACCUGGAGCUUGGUAUCCAGAAGAAGCGAAUGUUCCUCGAGCAGCUGCAACGGGAUGUGGUUCUGCUCAAGAAGCUCCACAUCAUGGACUACUCCCUCUUGGUUGGCAUCCAUGACGUCUCGCGUGGGAACGAAGAGAACCUCCGUGACAAGACGCUCCAAGUGUUCAACCCAGGUGGGGAAAAGUCGCCCGAUGAUGAUCCCCAGUCCGUUCUGCUCCGAACGCCUUCGAAGCUGGAGAAUGCUCGCAAGGCCAGGGAGCUGAGACAAAUGAUCCGACAGGAACGGCCUGUACCUAUCGGCCAGUCUAUGAACAAGAUGCCGGAUGAGUUGGAAGAUGGUCAUAACCGUCCUGGAUUCGUCUUCAACCAGGAUGACGGGGGCUUUAGGGCUACCCACGAGGACAACAACCCAGCAGACGAGAUUUAUUACCUCGGUGUCAUUGACUGCCUGACUCAUUACGGAGUCAUCAAGAAGAUUGAGAACUUCUGGAAGGGCUUGUCAAGCGACAAGACACAAAUCUCUGCUCUCCCCCCGGAGCAGUACGGAGACCGAUUCUACCACUUCAUCGAGGGUGUCACCAUGUCGACAGAGGAAGCCCAUCGAGAAGCUCAGCGAAGGGAUCAGGAGAUGAUAGACGCCCAGGGCUCGAACCAGCGCGUGUCCAGCUGGAACUCACGGCGCAGGUCGCAAGUUAUCCCACCCAUGCCAACUCAUCUCCCCCCUGCGCCCCCCGGAGCGCGGACGUCGGAAGGCCAAGAUGUGGUUGAGAGGGCAAUGAGGGAAGCAGAGUCGGAUCCCAUGGCAGAGAAGCACAUCCCCGAUAGAACCUUGACGACUGCUGCCAGGGACACGCGGGACUCGAUGCAGCGCGAACCCAUUCUCCCUGUAGUGGAAGAAGCCGGCGAGACACGGCCUGAGACGCCGCCCAAGGAUUAUAACAAGUCUCUCCCGCCGACUCGUGCUCCACCACCGACACCACCCAAGCCGGAGCACCUCAAACCCGAGAGCCAAGAUAGUGGUUACGCCGGCACCAACAACAGCAACGGCGGAGAUCACGGUCACAUGCUACGGACCAAGAUGAGCCGCGAGAGCUUGGACAAGGAGCUGCCACCGCUCCCUCCCAAGGGACAGACAAACAACAGUGGAAUACGGAUGGUCGCAUAGGUCGCCACAGUCGUUUCUAGUUGCCUACCGAAGAAGCGUUCAAGGGACUAUUCAUGAUUAAGGACAACAAGCAAGCGCAAUAAGCUGCACGAGACAUGGAACAUCAGCAACCAAAACGAUGCAUUAGAAAGGCGAGACAUAGGCGGUACCUCUUUUUGUUUCCAGGACGGUUUCUUUUCCUUCCGACCUUCA
Ilyonectria robusta is the source of this 3086-nucleotide messenger RNA. RefSeq lists its product as uncharacterized. NCBI's taxonomy places the organism in Eukaryota, Fungi, Ascomycota, Sordariomycetes, Hypocreales, Nectriaceae. The record is from RefSeq and is a predicted model, not a curated record. Gene Ontology annotation, molecular function: phosphatidylinositol kinase activity. The transcript has 3 exons. Bases 108 to 2894 code for a protein of 928 amino acids. Gene Ontology annotation, biological process: phosphatidylinositol metabolic process.